This is a messenger RNA of Polyodon spathula (Mississippi paddlefish), 2377 nucleotides long. RefSeq names its product neuromedin-U receptor 1-like. The transcript is spliced from 2 exons. Gene Ontology annotation, biological process: G protein-coupled receptor signaling pathway. Gene Ontology annotation, cellular component: plasma membrane. The record is from RefSeq and is a predicted model, not a curated record. The coding region runs from base 190 to 1446 and encodes 418 amino acids. Lineage: Eukaryota; Metazoa; Chordata; Actinopteri; Acipenseriformes; Polyodontidae. Gene Ontology annotation, molecular function: neuromedin U receptor activity.
UUGAGAAUAAUAAGAGAUGGAAACUGGUGAUGUGUCACAUGGAAGGGUUCAUUGUGGUCCGGUUCCGAUCAGACUGUACCAUUGAGCUCCUUUCUUCAUUGGAAUGCUCAUCUUGCCGUGAUUGCCACGUACCCCUAUACAAACAAACAUUUCAGUUAACGCAACAAAAGUACUGAUUUUCAGGUUACAAUGUCUUGGGAAACCUUAGAGGACAUGUUCCAGAACUGCUCGGAGCUUAGUUCACAAUUCUGCAACAUCACUGGACUCAAUAAAACCUUGAACGACACGGGGAGCCAGAGGCUCUUUGCGACUGAGGAACUACUUCUGAAGUUUCUAGGACCUAAGAGAUCUUCUUUCUUCCUGCCCAUCUCCCUAGCAUACCUGCUCAUCUUCAUCACAGGUGUGGCAGGGAACCUUCUUACCUGCACAGUGAUUGCGAAGCACAAGAAGAUGAGAACCCCGACCAACCUCUACCUUUUCAGCUUGGCCAUUUCAGACCUCUUGGUCCUGCUCUUCGGGAUGCCUUUGGAGACCUAUGAAAUGUGGCAGAACUAUCCUUUUCCGUUUGGCGAAGGAGGAUGCUAUUUCAAAACCUUCCUUUUUGAGACUGUUUGCUUCGCGUCAGUCCUUAACGUUACGGCUCUCAGCGUGGAAAGAUAUGUUGCGGUGGUACACCCGCUCAAGACCAAAUAUGUCAUGACCAACACCCAUGCCAAGAGGGUCAUCACUACCGUUUGGGUCAUAUCUUUGGUCUGUGCUAUUCCCAACACCUCUCUCCAUGGUUUAUACUACUUCUACCUCCCCACUCUAGAGAAAAUCGAAGAGUCAGCUAUGUGCAUGUUACUGAAGCCUAGGUGGAUCUAUAACCUGGUGAUCCAGAUCACUACAGUCUUCUUCUACUUCAUCCCCAUGACUAUCAUUAGCGUCCUCUACCUGAUGAUAGGCUGCCGUCUCAACAGAGAGAGGAAGUUCCCAGUCGGCAAGAUGGGGAAGAAUUGCAGCACCAAAACCAGCUGUAAAAUCCAUUUGGAGAGUGGGAGAAGGAGGCAGAUCACCAAGAUGUUAUGUGUAGUAGUGGUGGUAUUUGCCAUCUGUUGGGCUCCUUUCCACACAGACCGACUGCUGUGGAGCUUCAUCACGCAGUGGACGGACUUCAUGCACAACGUAUUCCAGUAUGUGCAUGUGAUCUCGGGGAUCUUUUUCUACCUGAGCUCCGCGGUCAACCCUGUCAUCUACAACCUGCUCUCCACCCGCUUCAGAGAACGUUUCAGAGAACUUGUGUGCAGUAACCAGGAGUCCAGUGUCUCCCGCAACAGCUCCCCAGCUAUCUCCAGGAUCCGGAAGAGCCCCGCCCUGGUUUACCAUGUACCAACCAAACAGGAUGCUCCAAAGUUCCUCCAGCCUUCUGGGAGCUGGGAACAUGAGGACGAAACCACUUAUAUCUAAAGAAGAGGCAUCUGCCAUUAACUUAGAGAAAUAUAGGAGGGUUCAUUAGAGUUAGUUAAUGCAGGGUUUCAUACUCAUGGUGGAAUUUUACAAUCACAGAAUCCAGUGGUGGGAAAUUCAUAAUGUUCUUUGCAACUAAAGUUAUCCAACCAGUUUUUAGUCUCCUCUGAAUACUUAAUUUAGUUCUGGAGUGAAGAGUGCACGUAAACCAGUUAGUCUGGUUGCAAGGAAAGCAAACUUGUCACUGGAUUGUCUUUUAAGCAUGUCUUGAGGAACACCAGAAAAAAAGAACUAGAUCUUUUUUUGCCUCUUUUAACUUCGUCUGCAGGGUCAACCAAACCCAGCCAGUGCCAUUACGAACUGGUUAUUUAAUAAUGAUUUCAUCAUUACUAUGUGAUUAUUAAAGUAUACUGCAUUACAUCAACGUAAGGAGAAGGCUUGACUAAGACUCCUACAUUUAAAUAAAAAACAAUCUGUAAACUAAAAACUAUCCAUCUGACAAGUCUGUAUCAUUUACUGUACCUCCGUUGAAAUUAAGUUGUUGUGCUGUAUAGCAAUGGCAGACUGACUCAAAGACACAACCAGGUCCAUAAUUGAACACCGCACCCUUGUUUAGCUCCAAACGUGUACAUGGAAUGUAAAUAUAGACUGCGUGUUUCUCCGUUGUCGACAUUUCAAAGAGAUAUUUUAUUUUUAUUUUUUAUUUGGAACACGAGGCACUACAUGACAUUGUAUACAGUACCUCUAUGAUUUAACUAAAUACUCUUUUUUUUUUUUUUUAAAUUAAGCCAAAUAUUUUAUACAUCUAAAGUAGUUUUAUUGUCAAAAUCAUGUUUAACAGUUGUUUUCAUUGUUUGCUGGUGUAUGUUAUCUGGUCAUUCUCAGUCAGAUAUUAUGCAGUGUGGAGCAUUUGGUUAAAGGAAAAGCAGCA